AGUGCGCCUGCGCAGCUGUGGUCCUUGCCUCUGGUCAGUCCGCGAGAGGGGAACCUGGGCUGCCUCUUCCCCGCGCCUACCAUGGCUCAGAUUUUCCCUAUCCGCUUCCAGGAGCACUUCCAGCUCCCAAACCUAGGAAUAAAUCCAGCCAAUAUUGGAUUUAGCACACUGACUAUGGAGUCUGACAAGUUCAUAUGUGUCCGAGAGAAAGUCGGGGAGCAGGCACAAGUGGUGAUUAUUGACAUGAAUGACCCAAUGGCACCCAUCAGACAUCCUAUCUCAGCAGAGAGUGCCAUCAUGAAUCCAGCUUCUAAAGUGAUAGCUCUGAAAGCUGGGAAGACUCUUCAAAUCUUUAAUAUUGGGCUGAAGAGUAAAAUGAAGUCUCAUACUAUGGCAGAAGAGGUGUUAUUUUGGAAAUGGAUCUCUGUGAACACUAUUGCCUUGGUGACUGAGACCGUGGUCUACCACUGGAACAUGGAAGGUGACUCCCAGCCCAUGAAGAUGUUUGAUAGGCAUGCUAGUCUGGCUAGGUGCCAGAUGAUCCACUACCGAACUGAUGAAUACCAGAAGUGGCUGCUCCUUAUUGGCAUCUCAGCUCAGCAAAACCGUGUGGUUGGAGCAAUGCAGCUCUAUUCUGUGGAGAGGAAGGUUUCACAACCCAUAGAAGGCCAUGCUGCUGCCUUUGCAGAGUUCAAGAUAGAGGGGAAUACCAAGCCUGUCACUCUCUUCUGCUUUGCUGUACGAAGUUCCACAGGAGGCAAGAGUUUCAUUACUCCCAUUGAUGAUCUCAGCCAUGGAGUCUCUGGGAUCCCAUUUAUCAUUCGUGAGCUCUUUUUUUCUUAUGUGGCUUUGUCUUUUUCCAACCCAUCAUACUCUGCCUUCUUACAGAUUGGAGCCAAACAUGGUGUUAUAUAUUUGAUCACAAACUACGGCUACCUACAUAUGUAUGAUUUAGAGUCUGCUGUGUGCAUCUACAUGAACCGUAUUAGCGCUGACACAAUCUUUGUAACUGUUCCACAUGAACUAACCUCUGGGAUUAUUGUGGUCAACAAAAAAGGACAGGUGCUGUCAGUUUGUGUUGAGGAAGAAAACAUUGUGAAUUAUGCAAUCAAUGUGCUUCAGAAUCCAGACCUGGGUCUGCGUUUGGCUGUUCGUAGUAACCUGCCAGGGGCAGAGGAGUUAUUUGUGAGAAAAUUCAGUACCUCCUUUGCACAGGGGAACUAUGCUGAAGCCGCCAAAGUAGCAGCAUCUGCACCAAAGGGAAUUCUACGUACCAGUGAUACAGUCCAGAAGUUCCAAAGUAUACCUGCCCAGCCUGGCCAAGCCUCUCCUUUGCUCCAGUACUUUGGAAUCCUGCUUGACCAGGGUCAGCUCAAUAAACUUGAAUCUUUAGAGCUUUGCCGGCCAGUUCUUCAGCAGGGGCGCAAGCAACUCUUAGAGAAGUGGCUGAAAGAAGAUAAGCUAGAGUGUUCAGAGGAACUGGGAGAUUUGGUCAAAACUGCUGACCCUAUACUGGCUCUGAGUGUGUACCUUCGGGCAAAUGUACCAAGCAAAGUUAUCCAGUGUUUUGCAGAAACAGGCCAAUUCCAAAAAAUUGUGCUGUAUUCCAAAAAGGUUGGUUAUAUCCCAGACUGGAUCUCUUUGCUGAGGAGUGUGAUGAGGAUCAGUCCAGAACAGGGUCUGCAGUUUUCCCAAAUGCUAGUGCAGGAUGAGGAGCCAUUGGCCAACAUUAACCAGAUUGUGGACGUUUUCAUGGAAAACAGUUUAAUUCAGCAGUGUACUUCCUUCUUGCUGGACAUCUUGAAGAAUGAUCACCCAGCUGAGGGGCACCUCCAGACCCAGCUGUUGGAAAUGAAUGUGAUCCAUGCACCCCAGGUUGCAGAUGCCAUCCUUGGAAAUCAGAUGUUUACACAUUAUGAUCGAAUCCAUAUUGCCCAGCUUUGUGAGAAGGCAGGCCUUCUGCAACGCGCGCUGGAGCACUACAGUGACAUCAAUGACAUCAAGAGGGCUGUAGUCCACACCCAUCUUCUCAAUCCUGAGUGGCUUGUCAAUUUCUUUGGUUCCUUGUCGGUGGAGGAUUCCAUGGAGUGUCUACAUGCCAUGUUGUCUGCUAACAUCAGACAAAACCUUCAGCUGUGUGUACAGGUGGCUUCUAAGUACCAUGAACAGCUGGGCACACAGUCCUUGGUAGAGCUUUUUGAAUCCUUCAAGAGUUAUGAAGGCCUCUUCUACUUCCUGGGCUCAAUUGUGAACUUUAGCCAAGACCCAGAUGUGCAUUUGAAGUACAUUCAGGCUGCCUGCAAGACAGGGCAGAUCAAGGAGGUGGAGAGAAUAUGCCGCGAGAGCAGCUACUAUAACCCAGAUCGGGUGAAGAAUUUCCUAAAGGAGGCUAAGCUCACAGACCAGCUCCCCCUCAUCAUUGUGUGUGACCGCUUUGACUUUGUGCAUGACCUUGUCCUGUAUUUAUACCACAACAACCUGCAGAAGUACAUUGAGAUCUACGUUCAGAAGGUCAACCCUAGCCGUCUCCCAGCUGUGGUUGGAGGGCUACUUGAUGUGGAUUGUUCUGAAGAAGUAAUUAAAAACUUAAUCAUGGUGGUGAGAGGACAGUUCUCUACUGAUGAGCUGGUGGCUGAAGUAGAAAAAAGAAACAGGCUCAAAUUGCUUCUUCCCUGGCUGGAGUCUCGGAUUCAUGAAAGCUGUGAAGAGCCUGCCACUCAUAAUGCACUGGCUAAAAUCUACAUUGACAGCAACAAUAGCCCUGAGCGCUUUUUGAGAGAGAAUGCCUACUAUGAUAGUAGUGUGGUGGGCCAGUACUGUGAGAAACGGGACCCACAUCUGGCCUGCAUUGCCUAUGAGCGGGGACAGUGUGACCUAGAGCUCAUCCAGGUUUGCAAUGAAAAUUCUCUGUUCAAAAGUGAGGCCCACUACCUGGUACACAGGAAGGAUCCAGAGCUGUGGGCCCAUGUCCUUGCAGAGACCAACCCAUCUAGGAGACACCUAAUUGACCAGGUGGUACAAUCAGCAUUAUCAGAAACACAGGAUCCUGAAGAGGUUUCAGUCGCUGUCAAAGCCUUUAUGACAGCUGACCUCCCUAAUGAAUUGAUUGAACUGCUGGAGAAGAUUGUUCUGGAUAAUUCUGUCUUCAGUGAGCACAGGAAUCUCCAGAAUCUGCUGAUCCUGACUGCCAUCAAGGCAGAUCGAACACGGGUCAUGGAGUAUAUCAGCCGCCUGGACAACUAUGAUGCUGCAGACAUCGCAAGCAUUGCCAUCAGUAGUGUGCUGUAUGAGGAGGCCUUCACCAUCUUCUACAAGUUUGGUGUGAAUGCCUCAGCAAUCCAGGUUCUGAUUGAGAAUAUUGGAAACCUAGACCGAGCAUACGAGUUUGCAGAAAAAUGCAAUGAGCCUGCUGUGUGGAGUCAGCUGGCCCAAGCACAGCUUCAGAAGGACUUGGUGAAGGAAGCCAUCGACUCCUACAUCAGAGCAGAUGACCCUACCUCUUACCUGGAAGUUGUUCAGGCCGCCACCAAGAGCAACAACUGGGAGGAUCUAGUGAAAUUCCUGCAGAUGGCUAGGAAAAACAGCUGUGCAUCCUAUAUAGAGACUGAACUUAUUUUUGCAUUGGCUAAAACCAGCCGUCUGUCCGAGCUGGAAGAUUGCAUUAAUGCACCCAACAAUGCCAACAUCCAGCAGGUUGGAGACCGCUGUUAUGAGGAAGGGAUGUAUGAGGCUGCCAAACUGCUAUAUAACAAUAUUUCUAACUUUGCCCGUCUGGCUUCCACUUUGGUCCACCUAGGUGAGUAUCAGGCAGCAGUGGACAGCAGCCACAAGGCCAACAGCACUGAGACAUGGAAAGAGGUAUGCUUUGCCUGUGUGGAUGGGCAGGAGUUCCGCCUUGCACAGCUGUGUAGCCUUCACAUCAUCAUUCAUGCAGAUGAGCUAGAGGAGUUAAUAUACUAUUACCAGGAUCGAGGAUACUUUGAGGAGCUCAUGUCCCUACUAGAAGCAGCCCUGGGCCUGGAGAGGGCCCACAUGGGCAUGUUCACUGAGCUGGCCAUUUUGUACUCCAAAUUCAAGCCUCAGAAGAUGCCAGAGCACCUGGAGCUCUUCUGGUCCCGUGUCAACAUCCCAAAGGUGCUGAAGGCCGCAGAGCAGGCACACCUCUGGGCAGAGCUGGUGUUCCUCUAUGACAAGUAUGAGGAAUAUGACAAUGCUGUUCUCACCAUGAUGAGUCACCCCAUUGAAUCUUGGAAAGAAGGUCAGUUCAAGGACUUCAUUGCCAAGGUUGCCAACAUUGAGCUCUAUUAUAAAGCCCUACAGUUCUAUUUGGACUAUAAGCCUCUGCUCAUUAAUGACCUGCUGUUGGUGCUCUCACCCCGGCUGGACCAUACCCGGACAGUCAGUUUCUUUUCAAAGGCAGGCCAGUUGCCCCUAGUGAAGCCUUACCUGUGUUCAGUUCAGAACCAAAACAACAAAAAUGUGAAUGAAGCACUCAACCAUCUGCUGACUGAAGAGGAAGAUUAUCAGGGCUUGAGAGCAUCUAUCGAUGCCUAUGACAACUUUGACAACAUCAGCCUGGCUCAACGGCUAGAGAAGCACCAGAUGAUCGAAUUUAGGCGCAUUGCAGCCUAUCUUUACAAGGGCAACAAUCGGUGGGCCCAGAGUGUGGAACUCUGCAAGAAGAACCAUCUCUAUAAGGAUGCCAUGCAGCAUGCCUCAGAGUCACGUGAUCCUGAGCUAGCUGAGAAGUUGCUACAGUGGUUCCUGGAGGAAGGAAAGUGGGAGUGUUUUGCAGCCUCUCUCUUCACCUGCUAUGAUCUGCUUCACCCAGAUGUGGUGCUCGAGCUGGCCUGGAGACACAACCUCAUGGAUUUUGCUAUGCCUUACUUCAUUCAGGUGAUGAAAGAGUACCUUAACAAAGUGGACAAACUGGAUGCCUUGGAGAGUCUGCACACGCAUAAGGAGCAUGUGGGGGAGCCUGCCCCACUUGUGUUCGAUUUUGAUGGGCAUGAAUGAGAGCCAGCCGAUUGAGCUAAGCCAGCAGCUGACGCUGACAGUGAGCUCUGCUGGCUUCCCCUAUGGAUAUGCAGCUGCUCCUGCCUUCACCCAGCCUCCUGUGUUUGGCUUCAGUGUGUAGUGGGUAUUCAGUAUCCACACCCUGCUCCACCCAAUUAUUAAUUUCUCUAAGAAACAUUGUACUCUGGACACACAGAGAACCCUGAUUGGGAAGCAGGACACAUUGGCUGUUAUUUAUUUUUACUGAAGCCCAAUGAUGGCAGCUAUUGAGCCAUCUUGGAACCUGGGAAGGUCUCAGUAGACCCUGACUGCCCAAGAAGACAAGCACCAACCACAGUGGGACUACUGCCUCCAGACCCUCUGGCUGGAGCCAGGCAUUGCUAGGGAAGUUCUUUUCUACAAGGAUUCCCUGAAGCUUGGUAGGAGGGGCAUUCUCUUCACCCCACAUUGGCUGAGCUGUCCUCUCCAGGCUACUUUGCAGACAUAUAGGAUUUGUAUGGAGAUGCCAAACCUCAAUGACUCUGAGUCUCCUGCUGAUUAUGAAUAUUAAAAGUUGGUUUAG
Urocitellus parryii (Arctic ground squirrel) is the source of this 5578-nucleotide messenger RNA. The record is from RefSeq and is a predicted model, not a curated record. Lineage: Eukaryota; Metazoa; Chordata; Mammalia; Rodentia; Sciuridae.